AUGGCCUACGACGCACACCAGAAUUACCGUCCGCCCCCGCGCCAGUACUACGACCAGGGUGGCUACGACGACGCUCAUUACAACAACAGCUAUGGGCAGGCCCAGCAGCAGUACGACCAAUAUGGAUACGACGAUGGAUACCAAAACGGCUAUUAUGACGAUGGCUAUGGAGGAUACUCGGGAGGGUACGGCGGCGGCUACCAGCAGCAACAAGGCCCGCCGCCUCGCCAGAACGCCCCUCCAGCGGGUUAUGGGCGGAUGAACGGUGGGCCGCCGCCGCCGCCCCAGAACUACGCCCAGGGUCCGCCGCCUGGGGGCGCUCCUCGAGGGCGAGAUGGAGGCCCUGGUCCGGCCCCCCGAGGUCGAGGAGGAUACGGUCCUCCUCCAGGACGAGGCGGAUACGGAGGCCCAGCACCGCGCGGUCCUCCCCAAGGCGAUCCGAUGGGCCGCGGGCGACCCCCGCCUCAAAAUGCCCCGCCGCGUGGUGCCAGAGCACCAAAUCGCCCGCGUUCACCCGAGGGAAUGCCUUUCGACAACCCAUUUCCGGUAUUUCCAAACAACAAAACUCCCCCAAGGUCGAAAGCCCGAAUGGUCAAGGACACCACAGCUAAUGCGCCCAUCAAGAAUGCCCCACCACCAAAUGGCGACCCGUACAGGAAGGCUCCGCGGAAGAUGAGCAAGGCAAGUGAUGGACCGCGCCCAAGUCUGGACAGCAGCAGACCGAAUAUGCCUGGAUACGCACGCGGCCCUGACCAGUUCGACUACCCUCCCCCGCCGCAGCGAUCGCAUACCGCUAAGCCCGAGGCUUCGAUUGGCGGUUUCCGCAUGCCAUUUGGUUCGCCCGAACAGCCCCGACCGAUGCAGCGCUCGCAGACGAUGCCGCAAAACUAUCAGGAAGAUUAUGACCAGCAAUGGCAGGAGCCCGGUCCAGCUCCGGGUCACUACGGUGCCAAUCCAGAGAGCUAUGGCCAGCGUCCUUCUACUGCAGGUGGCGAAAGACGGCCGCCGCCUCCGCAGAAAGCGCAAGCUCCCACACCUUACGCCCCGCUAAAAUACCAGCCCGACAAACGCGACACGGUGGAGGAGGUGGUCGACCACUAUUACAACAAUCAGCACGGUCAUGACCCACGCAAACCUUUGAGUCGCGAGGACGCCAUUGAAGCUGAGAUGCCAGACUUCGACGCUAUUCCACAGGCACCUAAACAUCGACGCGGCCUGUCCUUUGAAGAGCAUUUGGGUGGAACCAAUGCUCCGCCAAGCCAUCAGCGGGACUACCCUCCUGCCGAGUCGCGCGGACGGUCUAACUCAAACUUCAGCCAGCCAUUGCACAGGAGUAGAUCCCAACCGGAUUUCAAUCGAGGCCAGGAUCCCAAUUACAUUCAUGAGAUGCCUGCCGACGCCCCGCCUGUACCGCAAUUGCCUCGAAGUCAGACCUUCAAUGACCAGGGAGGGUACGGGUAUGGCCAGGUGCCACCCCCUGCACACCCGGGAGCAUCGCAAGGAUACGGACGUGGACCACCUGGACAGGCUUACGGCGGUAUGCCACCGAAUGGUAUGGCUCGUGGCACUCCUGGCCCUCCAGGUCCUCCAGGUCCUCCAGGCCCUCCAGGUCAUGGCAUGCGUCCGUACGGAGGUCGACCCGACCAAAUGCAACGCAACGCUACAGAAAUGUCGCAGGCGUCUGAUCCUGGACCAAAUGGACGAUACAACAACGGCCCUCCCAAUCAGCCACUCCCUGAUCAUAGAACACGCGGUCCACCAUUACAGACAAAUAUGGGACCGCGUGGACCGAACAACAUGAUGAGCCCGGUGGACCAGCGCAACAACAUGAUGAGUCCAGUAAACAACACGAGGAGCCCCGUAAAUCAGCGGGGAAAUAACAUGAUGAGUCCUGUCGACCAGCGAGGCAAUAAUAUGAUGAGUCCAGCCGACAGCCGCCCCGUUAAUCCAGAUGCUCUCCCGCACCAUGCUACGCCAGUCCGUCCCGGGCUGCAGCAGCCGGGUGGGCAGCAGGCGCCGCAGCAAUCGGGCAAGCCUAUUCCAAUCCGUCAACACAAUGUUACUCCCAACCCGGAUGUACCUGGUGGCCCGUCUCCCUCCGCCUCCCAAAGGAAAGCUCGCCGCGGGUCUGACCCGAUUACCAUGGACAAGCUAGUCAGACUCCGGAACGACGCUGCCGCCCGUCCGAAUGACAGAGAUAUCCAGCUGCGCCUUGCGAAGAAACUUGUCGAAGCUGCUGCUGUGUUGGCGGAUGAGGGAGGUCGUGCGGAUCCGAAAACGCGCAAUAAAAACCGAGAGCGUUAUACGAUGGAGGCACACAAGAUCGUCAAGAAGCUCGCCCACAGCAAACAUCCGGAGGCUAUGUUCUACUUGGCAGACUGCAUGGGAUCUGGACAGCUCGGGCUGGAGCGUAGUGAGAAAGAAGCUUUCUCGCUGUAUUUGGAGGCAGCGAAGCUAGGACAUGCUCAAGCAGCGUACCGUACUGCUGUUUGCUGUGAGAUUGGUGCUGAAGAUGGCGGCGGCACCCGGAAAGACCCGGUCAAGGCAGUGCAAUGGUACAAACGAUCAGCAGCUCUCGGGGACACUGCUGCCAUGUAUAAGAUGGGCAUGAUCCAGCUCAAGGGCCUCCUGAACCAGCCAAAGUCCCCGCAAGAAGCCAUUACCUGGCUCAAACGCGCGGCAGACCAUGCCAACGAGGAGAACCCACACGCGCUGCACGAGCUCGCGCUCUUGUACUCGAACAAGGCCGGGUCCCGCGACGCCGCUGCUGAUGUCGUCUCUCGCGACGAGCAGUACUCGUUCAACCUUUUCAAGAAGGCUGCCGAGUUGGGCUAUAAGUUCUCGCAGUUCCGACUCGGAGAGGCGUUCGAGUACGGCUAUCUCGGUUGUCCGAUUGAUACGAAGAAGAGUAUCGGGUGGUACACGCGCGCGGCGGCUCAGGAAGAGCAUCAGAGCGAGUUGGCGCUGUCAGGCUGGUAUCUGACCGGAUGCCAAGGCAUAUUGGAGCAGAGCGACACUGAAGCGUACCUCUGGGCGCGGAAAGCGGCGUGCGCGGAUCCGCCGCUUCCAAAGGCAAUGUUUGCCAUGGGAUACUACACCGAAGUAGGAAUUGGGUGUCAGAGAAGCUUGGAAGAGGCAAAGCGAUGGUAUGGCCGGGCAGCUUCAUACAACUUCCCCAAGGCACGCGAACGUCUGGAGGAGCUCAAGAAGGGCGGUGCCAAGGUCCAGAAGGGACGUGAGCGCCUGUCCCGGUCUAACAAGGAGCAGCACGAAGAAAAUUGCGUGGUGAUGUAA
Molecule: messenger RNA, 3294 nt
Organism: Diplodia corticola
Lineage: Eukaryota; Fungi; Ascomycota; Dothideomycetes; Botryosphaeriales; Botryosphaeriaceae
Product: chitin synthase activator
Exons: 4
Coding region: 1-3294 (1097 amino acids)
Molecular function (GO): protein binding
Source: RefSeq, a predicted model, not a curated record